Molecule: messenger RNA, 636 nt
Organism: Oenanthe melanoleuca
Lineage: Eukaryota; Metazoa; Chordata; Aves; Passeriformes; Muscicapidae
Gene: PVALB
Product: parvalbumin
Exons: 5
Coding region: 115-447 (110 amino acids)
Cellular component (GO): cytoplasm; nucleus
Molecular function (GO): calcium ion binding
Source: RefSeq, a predicted model, not a curated record
UGAGUGAAAGAGAUUAUAUAAAUGGGGUUCCUACCUCGAGUUCCAACUCUUUUUGACCACCUCCCUAUCUAACACCUUUUCAAGCGUGCUUAGGAGAGAUCCAAGAGUUGCAGGAUGGCUAUGACUGACUUGCUCAGCGCUGAGGAUAUCAAGAAGGCUGUGGGAGCCUUUGCAGCGGCUGAAUCUUUCAACUACAAAAAGUUUUUCGAGAUGGUAGGAUUGAAAAAGAAGAGCCCAGAAGAUGUGAAGAAGGUUUUCCAUAUUCUUGAUAAAGAUCAGAGUGGCUUCAUUGAAGAGGAAGAAUUGAAGUUUGUCCUGAAGGGCUUUACCCCAGAAGGAAGAGACCUAUCAGACAAAGAAACGAAGGCUCUUCUGGCUGCUGGAGAUAAGGACGGUGAUGGUAAAAUCGGCGCUGAUGAAUUUGCAACUAUGGUGGCUGAAUCAUAAAGGCUUUGACCAAUGCAAACCCUUCACCCAUCCUCCACUGCCCAAUUCCAACCACCUCCUGCUGACUGCUUUGGCUCCUGUUCUAUUUAUUUAUGUUAUUUUAUACUCCAGCUCUGUUCUCUGCAAUCCUGCAACUCUGUAAUUGUGCUGAAAGACACUGUUAAAAUAAUAAAGGUCACAUCAAUCUGG